UUCACCGAACUUUAGGUUCUGCGGACCUCUGUGGUUUCUCGGGGCCGUGUCUUAUUCACCCCCCCUCCCCAAGUCAGGCCCACCUUCGUCCACGACCUGGCCUCCCACCCCAACCCGAGGCCUGCCUCCUUGACCACCCGCAAGGGGGAGGGGAAGGGCUAAACGCCCCUCCCCCUUCCUCGAGACGCGGCUGCCUUGGUCUCCUAAUAAUUGCACAUACUCUCUUCGUGGGCAUUUCGCCUCCAUCCGAUUCCCGACCAUCCUUUUCUCACAUCAGCAUCCUUCCUAACCCCUUCCCUUCCCCCCAUUUAUCUCUGAGGGCCGCCUUUUAGUUUUCCCAAUCUGGGCACUCCACCUAAGGCAUCUGUGUUUCCAGUUUUCCAGACUGCCAUUUUACCCAUACAUCUACCUACUCUAUCCACCACUGGGGGCUGGUUUUCUUUUUUACUACAAUUGCAGAGCUCUACUCUGGAGGGUGUGGCUUUUUGCACUCUUUUCUUUCCCACUUAAGUACUUAGGCUUACCCUUAUCCUGGUUUUCUCAGUCUUGUGGCUGGGUCCUGGGUUCUUUUCCUUUCAACCUCAUAUUCUGAAGUUUAGAGCUUUCAAGUCUAAUAAACCUAUUUUCUAUCAGCCUUUCUGGUGCUCAGCCUGACUAGAGGUGUGAAUUUAGUUUCACAUACCAAUUUGGCUUAUGUAGUUUGGAGAGUGUUCCCUAACUAAAACUCAUACAACUUGAAGUACAACUUAAUUAGCUUUCUUAAAGUGUACUUAAGGUGUCCAACUUUAUCACUUUAUUGGAUCUUAAUGUUCUCUUAUUUUCUUUCACAAACUCCUUGGGGUUCAGCUCAGCCCUACUUUCCAUACUUUCCCCCUGGUUUAAUUCUGUCUCUCAACCUAAUUAGUUGCUUAGCUAUCUUCUCAAGUUACACAACUCUGAUCCCUCCUUGACAUAUACUGAAUUCAGUUUUUCUCUUGGGUGUGUUACUGCUUCCUCCUACUUAUCCUUAGUCUAGUCACUUUAUUACCCUGGUAACAGCAUGACCUAAUUGUAGCCUUCACCUCAGCACUAUCAUUCAUAUGUUAUUAUUUUCCUUUUCUACCCAGAUUAUAGGUAUUCUGAUUAUAUUCAAGAUUCAUAUCAUUUUUCCCCACCUGAGGAUGCUAACAAACCUUUACUAUGUUAAAAGAAUAUCUAAAUAAAGGUCUCCCAGUUUUUUAGGGCAGAGAGGAGGCACUCUCGACUUCCUUUAACUCUCUUGGUACUUCUUUUCCUAAAUAAUGCCUACCAUUUCUUUUCUCUUUUCCCUUAUAUUUACUAUUUUUCUCAGGUUAUACUUGAUAUUCAUUUUUCCCUAAGAAUGCUAACUAAAUGAAUUUUUUUUAAUUUGAUGGAAUGGAGGUUAUACAGCUUUUUACCACUCAUUUUCUCCUAUUGAUACUUCCUUUAAUUCAUUAAGCAUUUAUCAAAUAAUUACUCUAUGCUAAAGAUACAGAAAGAAAAAGGAAAUGUUGAGCUCAUAUUUGGGGGGAUAACAAGUAUAUAGACAUAGUAAUUUUCCUGGAGGUCUGACACCUGAGGCUAAGGAGGAAGAAUCAGGAUGGGCUUCCUGUAUGAUGUGACCUCUGAACUUAAUUUUGGAGUGGAAUCGAAACAAGAGGAGCAUGGAAGGCAAAGGCAUGAAGACAGGCGAUGGAAGGUCAUGUUGUUGAAUCUAUUUUCUAUUUUGUACAUACAUUGUUUUGUAUAUACUGUAUAUGAUGACUUCAGUGGGCAGUGAACGUACCCGGGGCACUCGAGAUAAAACUCAGAUUUCAACUACACAGGUGACACAACCACAGAAACAAGUAGUACAGGCAACAGCUGAACAGAUUCGCCUCGCUCAAAUGAUCUAUGAUAAGAAUGAUGCAGACUUUGAAGACAAAGUUAAACAGCUUAUGGAAGUAACAGGGAAAAACCAAGAUGAGUCCAUAGUGGCCCUGCAUGAUUGCAAUGGCGAUGUGAACAGAGCCAUCAACAUAUUACUGGAAGGGAAUUCAGAUACGACUUCAUGGGAGACUGUAGGUGGUAAAAAGAAGAGUAUUGGAAAAGAGAGUUCAGAAAAUAAAGAAAAUAGAGAAAAGAGAAAUGAUAAAGAAGCAAGUCGUGUACGCGGCAGCAAUAAUCGGCGGGGAAGAGGUGGCAGUCGUGGCAGAGAUUUUAGAAGUGAAGAGAAUGGAGUUGACUGCAAUCCAGGGGACAGGCCUUCAGAUCGUGGCAAGCGUGGUCGUGUUAGAGGUUUUGGUCGUGGCAGAGGGAGAGGGGCAGGGCGUUUCUCAUCCCAAGGUAUGGGGACCUUCAACCCUGCAGACUACACUGAUUCUUCAGCCACUGAUGGCUUUGGGACAAAACCAGAAGUUUGGGAAGUUGGCCCAAAUGAUACAGAUGAUGGACCUGGGGCAUGGAAGAACUCUAUGGAAGAGUGGACAACAGAAGACUGGAAUGAAGAUCUUUCUGAAACGAAGGUAUUCACUGCUUCUUCUGUUCCAGCUGAAAAUCAUGUCACACCUGGACAAAGCAUUGAUUUGGUAGCCUUGCUGCAGAAGCCUUCUACUUCUACCCAAGUCCCAGAAGUCAACUCAUUUGAACCUCCUCAACAGCAGGGGUUUGGCCAAGCCCUGGUCUUUACAAAUUCUCAACACAACAACACUCAGAUGGCAUCAGGAACUAGCAACCCGAGUACUGUCAACUCUUAUUCUCCCCAGAGUCUGUCUUCAGUUCUUGGUUCUGGAUUUGGAGAGCUUGGGUCCUCAAAGAUGGCAAACCCCACCAGUUCCCAGAUCUUGGACCAGUUGAAAUCUCCAAGUUUGGGGCAGUUCAGCACUCAGAGUUCUCAACAAAACAGCACUAGUCCUCCUACAACUACUUCAACUUGGGAUCUUAAACCCCCAGUUCCCCAGUCCUCUAUAAUGAAUCAGUUUGAUUUCUUUUCUGGAUAUUUGGUAGACUUCAAAUCUCAGCCUGAGCCAUCCCCAGUUCUAAGCCAGUUGAGCCAGCGACAGCAGCACCAGACCCAGCCACCCAUCCCUGUUCCUCCUCCUGGGAUGGAGAACUUUUCCUCCCAGGUAAAACUCCGAGAAAACUCCAGAGACAAUACCACAGCUGUGAACAAAAUGCUGCAGCUUCCCAGCAUGUCUGCAGAAAACCAAGCAGUGUCUGCCCACCAAACUCAGCCAAAACAGAUCAAACCCCCGAAACGGAGAGUACCACCAUCUUCCAAGGUCCCUGCAUCUGCAGUGGAAAUGCCAGGAUCAACAGAUGUUACAGGGUUAAAUGUUCAGUUUGGAGCUCUGGAAUUUGGAUCGGAACCUUCUCUCCCUGACUUUGGAUCAACAUUGAGCAAUGAAAAUAGUAAUCAGGCCCAAAUCAGCUUGUAUCCAAAACCUGUAAGUGAUCCUUUGAAUACCUCUUUGCCAAUAUCCAAUACAGUACAGGAGUCGACCUAUACAACCUCCGUCAUCACCUCUUCCAGUUUGACCAACUCAUCUCAGAGCACUAGUCCCGUAACAACAUCUUCCUCCUACGACCAGAAUUCUGUGCAUAGCAGGAUAGCAUACCAAAGUUCUGUGGCUCCAUCUGAAACAACUUCUAUUGCUGUCACAAAUGGACAUGGUGGUGUUCGAACUCAGCAAACUCUAGACACUACUUCAUCUGUUACAGCACCGAAGACAACAGAAACCUCUCCCUCGCUCCCGACUCUGGGUUCUUUGCCAAGCACAGCUUCUGGUACUACGCUUCUGCCUUCAGCAACCCCCCACACGGCCACACUGCCUUCCUUGUCGCAAUCCAGUGACUUGUCCAGCAGCUCCCUCGCUCAGCUAAGCAGUUCACUGUCCAGUCAUCAGAACAACCUUUCCUCUGCAUCAUCAGCACUGUCAUCAAGUACAUCACAUACACACGCCAGUGCUGAGAAUGCAACAUCGCUUCAGCCCUCCACCACCUUCUCAGCUGCUUCAGCCUCUGCCACCAGCACCACCUCUUCAGUUGUCAGCAUGGCCAACAGCAUGAACACUACAAACAGCCUUGGUCUCAGCGUCACCAGCGUGUCUAUGCCGAGUGCAACCACCAGGGCAGCUCCUUUAGUUUCUUCAGGCAAAGCUCCUCCCAACCUACCCCAAGGUGUCCCACCCCUUCUCCAUAACCAGUACAUUGUGGGUCCUGGAGGACUCCUGCCUGCCUACCCACAGAUUUAUGGUUAUGAUGAUCUCCAGAUGCUUCAAUCCAGGCUACCAAUGGCACCUCCUCUACUGAUGACUCCUUUUCAGGAUUAUUAUGGAAUUACAUUCCCUGCUCCAGCGACCCUCACCGGCAGAGAUGGGACCCUUGCUAAUAACCCAUACUCAGGUGAUGUAUCUAAGUUUGGCCGUGGAGAUUCUGCGUCCCCUGCUCCCACCACCACUCUGGCUCAGCCACAGCAGAACCAAUCUCAGACCCACCACACAGCUCAACAACCCUUUCUCAACCCCACGCUGCCUCCUGGCUACAGCUACACUGGCCUCCCCUACUACGCCGGUGUACCCAGCGCCUUCCAGUACGGGCCAACCAUGUUUGUCCCUCCUGCUUCAGCUAAACAGCAUGGAGUGAAUCUGAACACCGCCACCGCCCCCUUUCAGCAGGCCAGUGGUUAUGGCCAGCACAGCUAUGGAGCAGGUUAUGAUGAUUUGACCCAAGGGACAGCUGCUGGAGAUUACAGCAAAGGAGCCUACAGUGGUUCAUCACCAGCACAAAACAAAUCUGCUGGUUCUGGACCUGGAAAAGGGGUGUCAGUGACCUCAAGUAAUACAGGUGUGCCUGACAUAGCUGGUUCUGUGUACAACAAGACUCAGACAUUUGACAAACAGGGAUUCCACGCGGGCACCCCACCACCAUUCAGCCUGCCCUCAGCCCUGGGCUCCACAGGCCCACUGACCCCCGGUGCCGCCCCUGGUUAUGCUCCGGCCCCGUUCCUGCAUAUCCUGCCUGCCCACCAGCAGCCCCAUUCCCAGAUGCUACAUCACCACCUCCAGCAGGACGGGCAGGGUGGCUCUGGCCAGCGUAGCCAACCCAGCACCCUGCAGCCAAAGUCUCAGGCCACCAAACCCACCUAUGGCAGUUCUCCAUACUGGACAAACUGAGCCCCCUGCUGGGGGGAGGGGGAAGACACUGGACCUGAGAGGAAAACCAACACACAGAGACCCAUUCUUGGAGACCGACAUCAUUUUAUUAGAAGAAUCCUUAUGGAGAAACAGUAACUGUCUCAGCCGAGAGUCCGUCUGGGGGAAGCAUCUUUCUGCCUGCCCCUGAUUCACUGUUGUAUGUAAUAUAUUUAUGUAUGUAUUUGUAAAUGUCAUAGAAACUGACAUCCUUGUGGUGGCUGCAGCCGCAGCUCUGUGCUCUCCCUUGGGAAAGAGGAUCCUCCCCUUCCCCCUUACCUCUCUUUUGACCUCUCCCCCCCCCAACUCUCUGGGCUUCCACUCUGUCCCAUUUGCUCUGAUAGGCAUGGGAAGGGAGUGGGAUGAAGGGGGGAAGGGAAGGGGCCCUCCGCCAAGGUAUUUCAGGUUUGAAAGGGCCUGGUACACAUGAAGAAUCAAGGUGUUGUGUUAUGUUGUUUUCUCCUCUCUCCUCCUUUACAUGCCAUUGAAUUUUCACUCCUUAUGUUGGUUUUGCUGUUUUUGUUUUUUUGUUGUUUUUUAACCACCGUUCUGUCAUUCGUCGCAUCCCAUCUCUCCCCCCAGCCUGUUGGUGUUCACUCUGGCCGGAUGACAGCAGAAGUGUCCUAUCCCCUCCCUAAGGUGAAAUCCGACAUGGGCCGUGUGUCUGUGUAGGGGACCCCCCCACUCUCCAAGAACUCUUCCCUCUCCCACCCCCCCACCUCCAACCAUCCAGGCCUCAGGGCCUGUGUAAUUUCUGAAACUGUCUCUGUCCCCACUCCUAUACCUGGCCGGUGCCCACAAAGUAGGGCCAAGUACUCCCCCCAUCCUCUCUUUCAAAAGAAAAGUCCCCUCCAACACAAAUGGAACACAGGCUUUGUUCCUACUGUCCUGCACCAAUUGGGUGACUGUUUCAGAAGUUUCAUUUCUUUUUAGCCCAAACUCCACAUAAUAAAGUUCUGAAAAUACA
Messenger RNA from Sarcophilus harrisii (Tasmanian devil), 6138 nucleotides. It is a transcript of the gene UBAP2, whose product is annotated as ubiquitin associated protein 2. Gene Ontology annotation, cellular component: nucleus; cytoplasm. Gene Ontology annotation, molecular function: protein binding. The record is from RefSeq and is a predicted model, not a curated record. NCBI's taxonomy places the organism in Eukaryota, Metazoa, Chordata, Mammalia, Dasyuromorphia, Dasyuridae. The coding region runs from base 1758 to 5153 and encodes 1131 amino acids. The transcript is spliced from 29 exons.